Molecule: messenger RNA, 10306 nt
Organism: Castor canadensis (American beaver)
Lineage: Eukaryota; Metazoa; Chordata; Mammalia; Rodentia; Castoridae
Gene: Helz2
Product: helicase with zinc finger 2
Molecular function (GO): RNA nuclease activity; RNA binding; metal ion binding
Source: RefSeq, a predicted model, not a curated record
UCCUCCUGGCAUUCCUGUGGAAGCUCUGGUGUCAACUGUCCCACCUGGGCAGGCUGGGCCUUUGCAAGACUGAACCCUUAUCCCCCAGACCUCAGCUGCCAAAUCCAGGUGGGCUGCAAAGGCGUUGCUCUCUUUAGAAGGGCUGAGAGACUGGAGCAGGAAGGCCUUGUGUGUGGGGUAGCCCUAGUCCUCACUGGGUCCAGAGGCACUGGCUGGGGGCUUCCAUGGUCUCCAGGGCUCUCUUUUAUCAACUGCCACUUUGGCUCCUCUGGGCAGGGCCUGGAAACCUGCAGAAGGAGUGGGCUUUGGCAGGGGCCAGGUCAGUGAACUCUGACUCCUCAAGAGGCCAAGGUUGGGGUAAAUUCUCUGUCCUUUGCCUGGUGGAGGGUGUGUGAAUCCCUCUCCACCUCAGGCUAACCUGCUCCUCCUCUCCCGUUGUCUCUCCAUGGUCACAGUUCCUGUAGACCAGCUGCCCAGGAGCGUGGCAUACCUCUGUGAAGAACCUGGCCAGUGUCGGAGAUGGCAUCCAUAGGGUGCAGUUUAUUACCUGCCAACCCCCCUGCCGCCAAGGGGCUGCCUUUGGCCGGGCUCUAUGCCCAGGUGGACCUCUGCCUGGGCUGUUCCCGUUGCUCCCAGCGCCUCAAUGAGAGCACUUACGUCCUGCAUGAGGUGGAACACAACUGUCCUGCUGAGAUCUUGCUGGCCCGCUGCAAGCCAUAUGUCAAGAGCAAGGUCUGGCGCAAGGUAGGCCGCCGGCCCAGCUUCCCGAGGCCUAUGCGCUAUGAGGUCUGCCGUUACUACAGCCCUGGGCUGGGCUGCCGGCGCCAUCGGAAUCAGUGCACCUUUGCCCGAAGUCCGGAGGAGGCACUCGUCUGGACCUUCGAGCGUAAGCACAGCCUCUCCCGCCUGUGUCUGAAGGCUGCUGUGCAGGGCACCAAGGGUGAGCCUCAUGGAGCAGCCGAAACCAUCCGCACGGAGUUUGGUGGCUGUUUCCAAUUGCUCUGUGCCCACUGCUUCAGGUGCUCUCCCCCAAGCAUCUGCCCCAUAGACCCCCAGGGGCAGUGUCCCAAGCAUGGAGCCUGCCCCUCGCUCCUCAUCCACGUGAGCACCGAGGGCCGAAAGCAGCAGUAUGUAGAGGUGCGGCCACAACCCCAGAACCGAAAGCAGCUAAACUAUUGCAUGUUUGUGGAGCGUGGGCAGCCAUGCCGCCACGGGGCAUCACGUUGCCAGUAUGCACACAGCGCUGUGGAGAUGGCUGUGUGGGGAGCUGAACGGCUGGGUGGGCUCCAGAGGGGCGACCUGCUCGCACCUCCUGCCCUCAGGGAGGACAAAUGCACAGCUGCCUGUGACCAACCCUCAGGCGUCCUGCUGUAUUGCCACGCCUGCCUAGUCACCUGCCGCUCUCCGGAGGCCUUCGAGAACCACUGCUUCUCCCUGGAGCACGCUCAGAUGGUUGCCUUCGACCAGGCUGUGCCGUGGGAGUACCGUGUACCACCCAUGGGGCUCUCCAAGUUUGAGCUCUGCCCUAGGCCUGACCUCUGCGAGUAUGGGGACAUCUGCACCAAGGCGCACUCAGCACAGGAGCUUCAGGAGUGGAUCCAGCGGACGCAGGCCAUGGAGCUGCGAGAGCAAGCAGCUUGGCAGGAUGGGCUAGUGCCCUAUCGGGCUCGGCUCCUGGCUGAGUACCUGUCCAGCAGCAGCAAGGUUCUAGUGCUGGCUGAGACCAUCCAUGGGGUAUCCAUCACCUGCCACCAACCCCUGGUACUCAAUCAAGCCCAGGAGAAGGCCCAGCACACCUGGACAUUCACCAUCCACUCUGAGGAUCCCUUGCUACAUGUGGCCCUGCUCAAGCAGGAGCCCGGAGCAGACUUCUCACUGGUGGCCCCCCACCUCCCACCUGGCCGGCUGUAUGCACAGGGUGAGCGCUUCUGUGUGCCCCACUCCCCAGCAGAAUUCCGGGUGGGGGUGCGUGUGCGGGCCGCCUCCUUUGGCACCUUUGAGCAAUGGGUGGUCUUUGACUUUGGCCGCCGGCCUGUGCUGCUUCGGAAGUUGGGGCUACAGCUGGGCCAGACCCACUGUCAAGGACUCUGUGGGAGGCCAGCUCCUGGUCAUCCCGAGGAGCUGGAUCGGUGGGACACACACAACCGCCAUGUAGUGCCUGGCGUGGAGCGGACAGCUGAGCAGGUGGCUCUGAUGGCCAAGUACAAGAUGCCCACCCUGACCCUGGAGCCCAGUUGCCAAGGUCUGACCUCGGGCCCCAUCUCUCACACCAACUAUCGGCAGAUGAUGCACCACUUCCUCUAUGAGGAGGAGAUGGCUCAGCAGCAGCUAGUAGCCAAGCUGACCCUGAGGGGCCAGGUGUCCCUGAAGACUGUGCUACAGACACCAGCACUUGGCAUGGUCUUCGCUCCGCCAGGAUCUCUGUAUGCUGAAGUCCCUGUCCCUUCCUCUCUGAUGCCAGACUCAGACCAGGGCUUUCUGCUGGGCCGGGCAGUCAGCACAGCCCUUGUGGCCCCUGUACCUGCACCUGAUGACACUGUGUUCGAGGUGCGGCUGGAGACACGGGCCAGUUCAGAGCAGGCCCUGUGGUUGCUGCUGCCAGCACGCUGCUGCAUGGCCCUGGGACUACAGCCUGAGGCCAGCCCCAUCUUGGAGGUGCAGUUCCAGAUUGACCCCCUGACCUUCCGGCUCUGGCACCAGGCAGUGGACAUGCUUCCUGAAGUGCGCCUGGUGGUGCCUGACCUGCCUGCCUGUGUCCUGCCCCGUACCUGGCCCAUCCCGCCUGCAUUUUGUGGCAACCGCAAGCAGAAGCUGGCCAUGGGGCUGAUUGCGGGUAUCAACCCUGAGGGCAUGAAACCCGUCCCACCACUGCUCAUCUAUGGCCCCUUUGGCACGGGCAAGACUUACACAUUGGCCAUGGCCUCCCUGGAGGUUGCUCGGCAGCCCCACACCAAGGUGCUCAUCUGCACACACACUAAUAGUGCUGCCGACAUCUACAUCCGGGAGUAUUUCCAUGGCUAUGUCAGCAGUGGCCACCCAGAGGCAGUUCCACUCCGGGUGAUGUACACGGACCGCCCGCUGAACCAGACCGACUCGACCACGCUGCAGUAUUGCUGCCUGACCCCGGAUCGCCGGGCCUUCCGCCCACCCACUAUGCCAGAGCUGGUGCAGCACCGCCUGGUGGUCACCACCACCUCCCAGGCCCGCGAGUUCAGGGUGCCGGUGGGUUUCUUUUCCCACAUCUUCAUCGAUGAGGCUGCCCAGAUGCUGGAGUGUGAAGCCAUCACUCCUCUGGCCUAUGCCUCGCUCCACACCCGUGUGGUGCUGGCAGGGGACCACAUGCAGGUCACACCCAGGCUCUUCAGUGUGGCCAGGGCGAAGGCGGCAGUGCACACCCUGCUGUGCCGCCUCUUCUUACACUACCAGCAGGAGGUGCAUGAGGUUGCCCAGCAGAGCCGGAUCAUCUUCCAUGAGAACUACCGUUCCACUGCUGCCAUCAUCAGCUUUGUCUCACGCCACUUCUACAUGGCCAAGGGCAACCCCAUCCAGGCCAGCGGCAAGAUCCCGUGCCACCCCCGACACUAUCCGCUCAUGUUCUGCCAUGUGGCAGGAAGCCCCGAGCGGGACAUGUCCAUGACAUCCUGGCUCAAUGUGGCCGAGGUGGCCCAGGUGGUGGAAAAGGUGCAGGAGGUCUAUAACACCUGGCCUCCCUGCUGGGGCAGCAGGAAGCAGAGACACAUCUGUGCAGUCUCUCAUGGUGCCCAGGUCACUGCACUGAGGCAGGAGCUGAGGAAGAGGAACCUGGGUGAGGUAUCGGUGGGCAGCUUUGAGAUCCUACCAGGGCGAGAAUUCCGGGUUUUGGUGCUGAGCACUGUCCACAGUCGCCACAGCCUACUCAGCUCUGGGGCACCAACCUCGGAGUUCUUCACUGACGCCCGUGUGCUGAACACCGUCAUGACCCGCUCCCAGUCCCAGCUGGUGGCUGUGGGUGACGCCAUGGCUCUCUGUUCCUUUGGGGCCUGCAGCAAGCUUUGGAAGAGCUUCAUCAAGGAGUGCAUAGAGCACCACAGCGUCUGCCCUGAGGGCCUGUCAUUGGGGCAGAUUGAGCAAGGUGUGACCCAGAGGUGGCAGUGGGCCCCUGUGGCCCUCAGAGCAGAGGAGCCUGGGACAACAGUGGCCGGGAACACCAUCCUGAAGGAGACAGCUGGGAGUUCAGCUGUGGAGCACAGGGCUGUGGUACAAGUCCUGCCAGGACCUAUGCGCAAGGAAAGUGCAGCCACAGUGAAGGCAGAGGCAGGGACUACAACUGCUGGGGGCCCAGCAGUGAGGGAGGCAGCCACAGCACAGAUAGAAGCAGCAUCAGCAGGGGACAUGGCAAGGCAGAGCUCAUCCCCUGGGGAUGCAGCAGCAGGAGCAACUUCCCUGAUGGACAGGGUGUCUGAGGACCCUGAGGACUCAGAGUCUGACUUCUGGCCCUCUAACUGGGAGCUCAAUGAGGAUGAUGCUAUCUUAAAGGAGCUUCUUGAUGAGAGCCGGCAGGUCAUGAUAACUGUCAGGGAGGAUGGGCUGCUGGACAUCAUGGCAAGGCCCACAUCCCCACAGAAGGCCCAGCAGCACACAAACUUGCCCUCAGCCACACUGCGGAAGCUAUUGCGCACAAACCCUGAGCUGUACCGCCGCUGUACCUUCCUGCAGGAGACCUUUGAGCGGGCAUCAGCUGUCCCGCUGGACAAUAUGGCCUCCAGCCCCAUCCAGGUCAGGGGCCGCCUGAACUGUGGGAUGGCCUUCACGGGGGAUGAGGUGCUGGUGAAGGUUCUAGGUCGCUCACCUAAUGACAGGGUUGCUCCAGGGCGGCUGCAGGGCUGCGUGAUGGGCGUGUUGAAGAGGAGAAGACAAGAGUUGGCCUUCGUGUGCCGGAUGGACGAGUGGGAUCCCCGCAUCAUGAUCCCUAUCAAUGGCUCUGUCACUAAGAUCUUUGUGGCUGGGCUGAAGGACCGGCAGCAGGUUCCAAUCCAUCGCCUCCUCCAGGGCCAGGUACAGCGUGUAAGGAAUGAGAGUCUCACAGCUGACGCAUGGCGAACCCGGCUCUUCUGGAUCCACAUCGUCCUGUGGCGGGAGCGUUUUUACUACCCACUGGGCGUUGUCCUGGAGGUGCUACCUGAGGCCACGACCUGGGAGCAGGGCCUUCAUGUCCUUGACCUGGAACAUGGUCUAAGGGCCCCCUCGCCAGACCCAGCCUCCAUUUCCAAGGUGCUGCAGAAAUACAGUGCGGAGCUGAGCAUGGCUACCAGCCACCGAGAGGACUGUCGUCACAUCCUGACUUUCACUGUGGACCCCCAGGGCGCCUGCAACCUUGAUGAUGCCCUCAGUGUCCGGGACCUGGGCUCUGAGUAUGAGGUGGUUGUACACAUCACCGAUGUGGCCAGUUUGGUGCCCAGGGAUGGGGCACUAGAUGUGGAGGCCCGCCGGCAGGGCACUGUAUUCUAUGCCCCCGACAGGGAGCCAGUGCUCAUGCUGCCAGCCAGCCUCUGCCAGGACCUGCUCAGCCUCCUGCCAGGCCAGGAUCGCCUUGCCAUCUCCCUCUUCCUCACCAUGGAGAAGGGCAGUGGUCAGCUCCAGAGCCUUCGCUUUGCGCCCUCCGUGAUCCGCUCUGACUGCCAGCUGUCCUACGAGGAGGCCGAGGCACUGAUCAAGGGGCAUCCAGGAGCUGGCCUAGAGCUACCAGCUCAUCUGGAUACCGUGGAGGCCUGUGUGGUGGCUGCCUGCUACUUCUCCCAGGUGCUGCGUCAGCACCGCCUGCGAGCUGCCUGCCACUAUGAACCACCAGAUGAAGACAGCGUUCUGGGCUUCCGUGCAGCCCAUAUCAUGGUCCAAGAGUACAUGAUUCAGUUUAAUAGCUUGGUGGCUGAAUUCCUGGUGGGUCACAAGCACACACAGAUGGUCACACCACUGCGGUGGCAGCCCAUGCCUAGCAGCCACCAGCUGGAUACCGUAUGUGAGAGGCACAGAGAGCUGAUACCCCUGUCCCUGCACCUCCGCCACCACUUGCAUGCUCGCAACAGCCCCAGCACGCAGCUGCACCUCCUGGCCUCCCUCUGGACGCAUGUCCAGCUUGCCGCCCGCACCCAGGACUAUAGCCGUAUGGUGGACCUCAUUGCUGCAGAUGACAUGCACCCUUCGCUGGCUCCUGUGGGCCUAGACUUCCGAAAGGCCCUGGGUCGCUCUGUUUUCAGCCGCUCCAGCCAGGGUGACCAGCAGCCGGCAGGCCACUACUCGCUGCAGGUGGACUGGUACACGUGGGCCACUUCACCCAUCCGCAGGUACCUGGAUGUGAUACUGCAGCGACUGAUCCUGUUGGCACUGGGCUGUGGGGGCUCCACGUAUUCCACCAGAGACAUUGAUGGGCUCUGCCAGGACUUCAGCCGCCAGCAUGCAUGUGCCCAGAGCUUCCAGCGGCGGGCCCGCAGCUUGUACCUGGCCACCCAGCUCCACGCCCAGCCUCGAGAGAAGCUGGGCUUUGUGGUGGAUGUGGAGACUGGCGUCCGCUGCUUCAAGCUACUCUUCCCCGUCAACCGGGAGACACUGCCCGACCCCUGUGCUGUCCACUACCAUUCUCUGCAGCUGGCUGACCACCCCCACAGCCUGGUGGGCCGGCCAGGCCUGCAGCUUGUAUGGCGACGCCGUAUCUACUCAAUGCAGUCAUCCAAACCGCCCUCCCCAAAGCUGGGCACCCUGUUGGACCCACAUACCCGAACUGUCGAUGCAGCCCUGUGGAAGCAGCUGCUGGCGCUGGUGGAGGAGCAGCGCUGGCCUGAGGUGGCUGCCCUCAUCCAGGAGCAGGGUGAGAAGUCCCAGCCACGGGAGAUGGUGCAGGUACGCCACAGCCGCUGUGGCCACUUUGUGGAGGUGACCCGGGAGCUCAGCAGUGGGGACACGCUGCAGGUACAGCUCAGUGCCAGCGUACAGCGGGGCUUCCUGGUACCAACCCUCCAGCUGUGGACCGUGGUGCCUGGCCUCAGCCUCUGCCUGGAGCACAUGGAGCAGCCGGGAGAUUGCUUCUCAGGCCACACGUACCGGGCCUCGAAGGACUGGUACCACAAUGUGAAAGAGUACUUCCAGGUGUGGGGGCCACUCUGUGCCCUGGAGUCUGUCACCAACGCUGUUGCAGAAUGUGACUCUGUUACACUGCAGCAUGUGCUCAUUUCCUGGGAUGAGAAGCGGACACCACAGGGGCAGCUGCAAGGCACUUUCCACCUGGACCCUGCCUUCCUCCAGGAAAAAUGCAUCGAAGUUCACUUUGGCAGCUGCUACCUCUGCAUCCGGCUAGAGGAGCUCCCGGCUCCCCGGCCCUCCCAGCCCCCUGGGCCCAGCAGCCUCGGCCCCUUCCUCAGCAUUGAUCCUGAUACCUAUACCUGGGUGGCACAUGGGCUGGCUGACAACUGGGACCAGGAGGGCUGUGUGGACCAGCAGGAGGCACCCAGGAAAGUGCACUUCUCCAUCCACCAAAUGGCUAUGGAGAAGGUUCCAGAAGAGGUGCUGAGGCCUGGCACCCAGUUCACUGUGGAGGUGCUGUCCAAGCAGCUUCCAGACCUCCGCAAGGAGGAAGCCGUGCGUCGGUUGAAGAAGGCGUCCUCACUGGCCAUCCGUAUUGCCCUAGGCCAGCCCAUCCCCCAGCCUUGCCCCUCACCUCGCCAACGGCCCCUCUGCAGGGUUAUUGCCAACAGGUUCCUAGAGAGACAGGCUUAUAACAUCCCUGGAGGACACUACCAGCUGAAUCCCAGCCAGAACAGGGCCAUCAGGAGGGCUCUGGAGAAACCAUUCACCGUCAUCCAGGGUCCACCAGGCACAGGGAAGACAGUCGUGGGUCUCCACAUCAUAUACUGGUUCCACAGAUCAAACCAAGAGCAGGUACUGACAAGCAAUGGUCCUCAUGGAGAGGAGCGGCUGGGAGGCCCAUGCAUCUUAUACUGCGGCCCCUCGAACAAGUCGGUGGAUGUCCUGGCAGGACUGCUCCUGAGAAGAAGGACAGAGCUGAGGCCCCUGCGUGUGUACAGCGAGCAGUCCGAGGCCACUGAGUUCCCACUGCCAGGAGUAGGCAGCAAGGGCCUGCUCAGCAAGAACUCCUGGGAGGGGAGGCCGAACCAGAACCUCAGGAGCAUCACCCUGCAUCACCGAAUCCGGCAGCCCUCCAACCCGUUUGCCCCAAGGAUCAGGAAAUUUGAUGUCCGACUGCAGGAAGGGGAAUCCUUGUCUAGGGAUGACCUGGCCUUGUAUAAGAAGAUCUUGGGGAAGGCACGGAAGUUUGAGCUGGACCAACACUCAGUCAUCCUGUGCACGUGUUCCUGUGCUGCUUCAGCCAGCCUCCAAAACCUGAAUGUCUGGCAAAUCCUCAUUGACGAGGCAGGCAUGGCCACUGAGCCAGAAACCCUCAUCCCCCUGGUGUGCUUUUCACAAGCCAAGAAGGUGGUUUUGCUUGGAGAUCACAAACAACUGCGGCCUGUGGUCAAGAAUGAGCAGCUGCGAAACCUGGGGAUGGAUCGGUCUCUCUUCGAACGGUAUCACAGGGACGCCUUUAUGCUGGACACACAGUACCGCAUGCACGAGGGCAUCUGCUCCUUCCCCUCUAUGGAGUUCUAUGGAAAGAGGCUGAAGACCUGGUCUGGCCUGCGGCGGCCGCCUAGCCUCCUAGGCCAUGCGGGCAAGGACAGCUGCUCUGUCAUCUUUGGCCAUGUGCAGGGCCAUGAGCAGAGACUGCUGGUGUCCACAGAUGAAGGGAAUGAGAACUCUAGGGCCAACAUGGAGGAGGCAGCAGAGGUGGUCCGCAUCACAAAGCAGCUGACCCUGGACCGGACAGUGGAUCCCAAGGACAUCGCCAUCCUCACACCCUAUAACGCACAAGCUGCACUCAUCAUCAAGGACCUCCAGCGGGAGGGGAUCACUGGAGUGACCGUGUCCUCCAUCACCAAGAGCCAGGGGAGCGAGUGGCGCUAUGUGCUGGUGAGCACCGUUCGAACAUGUCCUGAGAGUGACGUGGACCAGAAGCCAACCAAAAGCUGGCUCAGGAAGUUUUUGGGCUUUGUCAUGGACCCCAACCAAGUGAACGUGGCCCUCACCCGGGCCCAGGAGGGGCUCUGUCUAAUCGGAGACCAGGUCCUGCUGCGCUGCUGUCCACUCUGGUGCCGUCUCCUGGACUUCUGCAAGGCCCAGCAGAGUCUUGUGCUUGCUGGGCAGGUGCGGGUCCAGAGGAAGCCAGCUGUGUCUUCUUGAAGAGUCCCUACCUGUCCACCCUUGAGGUGCCAGUGGCCCUAGGAAACAUUCCUCAUCCUCCUCUGCUGUAGGCCCAGACACAUGGCAGAUUGCCGUGGCCUUGUGCCCAGUUGGUCCUCAUCAUAUUCUGCUGCUGCUGCUGAGGCAGGGCCCCAACACUGGCCACGGCCAUGAAGAAAUGACAGUCUUGUGGGUGUUGGCCUCUCCUUGGAUGGGAAACAGGCCAAGUGGUGACCUUCCUGUUUGUGCCUGAGCUUGGGAGAAGGAAGGAGCUGGGGUGGGAUCAUUUCCUCCCUGUUAUGUUGCUUUUCCUGGGACAGUUGGUGGCAGGGAAGCCUCUUAGUGGCCAUGAGGAGUCCCAGAUUGGCAAGAGACACCUCUGCUGUUACUGGAGAGUCUUAGGCAAGAAGGGGACCCCUUCAAGGCUGUACUUCGACCUUUGGAUCGUUCUGUGAUUGCAUUGAGUACCGUGGAUGUGCUGACCUAAUUUUCUAGUUUUAAACUAAAAGCCAACAAUCUCUUACACUCAGUAAGAGGCCUCCCUGGAGGAGGGAGACUUUUUCUGUCCUCCACUGCCCUGUGUCCUGCAGGGUUGCCUGACAGGAAAGGGGAAGGCAGAGCCCCUCCUGAGGUGUGCAGAGAAGCCAUGAAAGCAGGAGGCGGGCAGGGCUUGUGUUUCUGCCCCAAGCUGUGCCUGCGCAGGUCCAGGGUCCAGGACAACUUGCCUGGGAGUGUCUUUCUCUGAUGGGAAGGAGCGGGCACAGUUUCCCCUCCAUGUCCACCUCCAGCUACCAGGCCCACCUCGAGGCAGCUCUAACAUUGGGGCUACACUCUCUCAGCACAGUUCUUUGUUCCUGGGGCCUGAGUUCUUGCUGUCUAUACCAGGAGGGGCUGGUCUCCCUUUGCCUCACUGCAGGCUCUCUGCAGGAGGAGUGUCUAUUUUUUAAUAAAUCGAGAUGCAAAAAUCAGAAUACCUGAUUUUUGAAUCUCUUCCUCAUUAUAUAUUGAAUAUUAAUUGUAUAAUAAAUCCUUUCUCACU